Molecule: messenger RNA, 1596 nt
Organism: Ceutorhynchus assimilis (cabbage seed weevil)
Lineage: Eukaryota; Metazoa; Arthropoda; Insecta; Coleoptera; Curculionidae
Source: the annotation of a GenBank genome assembly
GCAAAGUGCAACCAAAGCACACAGGCGGACAGAAACCGCUAAUCGCUGAACGGCGAUACUGUAGCGUCACAGACCUGAUAAUACCGGCAUUUUCUCAUAAAUAAAAAAUACAACGACCCGUUUGAUUAGUUCCUUUUUAUCAGUGCAUAUUAACACACAUUUAAAAGUUUAGAAUCCCGAAAAAUGGCAGGAACUUUCACGAAAAUUUGCCGGAAUUCUGGUCAGCUGUUUGUCCAGAAUGGAGCUCUACAACACCGAACUUAUGCUAGUGGAAGCCGCAUCCAAGUCAAAAACCCAGUGGUCGAAAUGGACGGUGACGAGAUGACAAGAAUAAUUUGGGAAAAAAUCAAGGAAUCCCUGAUAUUUCCUUAUUUAAAACUCGAAUGUCUUUACUACGAUCUAGGAUUACCUUACAGGGACCAAACUAACGACCAAGUUACUAUCGAUGCUGCCCAUGCUAUCCUCAAACAUAAUGUAGGCAUUAAAUGUGCUACAAUCACUCCUGAUGAAGCUAGGGUUGAAGAAUUCAAACUAAAAAAAAUGUGGCUCUCCCCCAAUGGCACCAUAAGAAACAUUUUAGGCGGUACCGUUUUCAGAGAACCGAUUUUAUGCAAAAAUAUUCCAAAAUUAGUACCUGGAUGGACUCAGCCUAUUUGCAUAGGACGUCACGCUCAUGGCGACCAAUACAAAGCUCAGGAUUUGGUUAUCACUAAACCUGGAAAGGUGGAAAUGGUUUAUACUCCAGACGAAGGUGAAAAAAUAUCGAUUGAAUUGUAUAGGUUCAAAGGACCUGGUGUUGCUCUAUCCAUGUACAACACAGAUGAGAGUAUAAGAGGUUUUGCUAAGUCUUCAUUCCAGAUGGCGCUAGCUAAAGGCUGGCCCUUAUAUUUGAGCACCAAGAACACCAUUUUAAAGAAAUAUGAUGGUAGAUUUAAGGACAUUUUCCAAGAAAUCUAUGAAAAAGAAUACAAAAGUCAAUAUGAAGCCAAAAAAAUCACCUACGAACAUCGCCUUAUUGACGACCAAGUAGCUCAAGCCCUAAAAUCCUCUGGAGGUUUUGUAUGGGCCUGCAAAAAUUACGACGGUGACGUCCAAUCAGAUAUCGUAGCUCAAGGUUAUGGUUCCUUAGGUAUGAUGUCUUCAGUGCUAAUGUGUCCCGAUGGCAAAACCAUUGAAUCUGAAGCGGCUCAUGGUACUGUAACCAGACACUACAGGCAACAUCAACAAGGCAAGCCCACUUCGACCAAUCCGAUUGCUUCAAUUUUUGCUUGGACAAGAGGUCUUGAACAUAGGGGCCAACUGGAUGGUACACCGGAUGUUGUCAAAUUUGCUCAGAAUUUGGAAAAGGCCUGCAUCAAAACGGUGGAAGGUGGCAAAGUUACUAAAGAUCUCGCAGCGUCGAUUGCUGGAGGUUUCGACAAGGUUAAGGAUAAUAUGUUUAUGAAUACUCAAGAUUUCUUGGAUGCUAUCGCUGAUGAAUUGAAGAGAACUGUUUAAGGAUAAAUUCGCUAUUUUUUAUUUUUGUAAUUCGCAAUAUUGAUUUUUUUCUAAUGUUUUAAAUACCUAAUAAAAAAUAUUAUAUUUUUUUAAGUAUAA